Molecule: messenger RNA, 955 nt
Organism: Punctularia strigosozonata HHB-11173 SS5
Lineage: Eukaryota; Fungi; Basidiomycota; Agaricomycetes; Corticiales; Punctulariaceae
Exons: 2
Coding region: 34-915 (293 amino acids)
Cellular component (GO): mitochondrial small ribosomal subunit
Molecular function (GO): structural constituent of ribosome
Source: RefSeq, a predicted model, not a curated record
UGUUUCCACAUUGACGCCCGUCUCUUCUAAGCCAUGGUCAACGUACGGCGCGUAGCGUCGCAGGUGCAUAAGCAGGCCGCGCGCUUGAUGAAGGCCGACAAUUACAUGAAAACCGAGCCUGCUUGGUAUGGUGCUGUACUGGACCACCCUCCACUCCCUUUACCUCCCCGGUCACCCCCUUCUCGUGACCGCUUCGACGCCGGACAACUGUCUCGGUCAUCGAAACAACACGCCCUCGGUACCUCUGAAGUGCGCCCGGUGCCUGUCAAAUACCUUGAGGACCAAGUUAGAAGACAGUUUUUCCGCGACCAUCCCUUCGAGGCUUUCCGAGAAACGACUUUGGUGGAAAACGGGGAGCUGGAGCCGGAACACCCUGUAUCAGGGAAAGAAUGGACAAGGCUACGACAGAGGGGCCGAAACCCGAAGCCUGAAGAUGCUGUCAAAUUUGCUGUCAGCAUACACCAGCACCAUAACGUCUCCUUGACCCAAGCAUAUGCGGCAGCGGUGGCUCAGUUCCGCGCUCUACGCGCUGAGCAGACAAUCGCGACCUCAGUCGCUGCUAUGGAAGCGGAGUCGUACGGCGCACGGUUCGGACACACGGAAACGGAACGCGGGUUCUUGCAAGAGGAAGAACACCUGAAAUCGUUCGAGAGUCGGGAGAGCAUCGAUAUGGGCAUUGCCAUCGCUAGGAAGCGCUGGAAGAUGGAGCAUGUGCCAGAGGGCGGAGAAGGUCAAUGGACCAGGGGUAAGGAUUAUCAGCGACUAUGGCAGGAAGGUGUUAGGCCCCGGUACACACCGCUAACGACGCCGAUCGACGCCGAAACCGGACAGAGUCCCGAUGCCGAAGCUGUCGCCGCUAGCGCAGACUUCAUGGAGCUUCAACGAACGGAUCCUAUUCUACAUCUGUCUCAUUAAUUAUAUUAUCGUGCAUGGCACAAUGCAGAUUAUGUCUCGU